Molecule: messenger RNA, 2007 nt
Organism: Camellia sinensis
Lineage: Eukaryota; Viridiplantae; Streptophyta; Magnoliopsida; Ericales; Theaceae
Product: protein DETOXIFICATION 24-like
Biological process (GO): xenobiotic detoxification by transmembrane export across the plasma membrane
Cellular component (GO): membrane
Molecular function (GO): antiporter activity; xenobiotic transmembrane transporter activity
Source: RefSeq, a predicted model, not a curated record
CUUACUUCUCUCUCUCUCUGUCUCUCUCUCUCACUCUCACACGCACACACACACAGAGUCAUGAGAACUUGAUCAAGUUAUAUGAAUAGGAGGCACAGUACCAGAAAGAUUGCUCGGCUCUCUGGCUAGCUAACCAAAAAAUAUGGAUGGUAAUAACAAGAUAGAAGAGAGGUUAUUGACAUCAACAGAAGGAGGAGAUGGUGGUGGUGGUGGUGGUGGUGGUGGUGAUUUGAAAAAAAGGGUAUGGGUAGAAUCAAGAAAGAUAUGGAGGGUAGCAUUUCCAGGUAUAUUAGCAAGAGUGAGUUCAUUUGGAACAUUGGUCAUUACUCAAUCUUUCAUGGGACACAUUAGUGAACUUGAUCUUGCUGCCUAUGCUCUUGUCCAAACUCUUAUUGUUCGUUUUUCCAAUGGCAUGCUUUUGGGAAUGUCGAGCGCAACUGAAACUCUAUGUGGCCAAGCAUUUGGGGCAGGGCAACACCACAUGAUGGGUAUAUACUUGCAACGAUCAUGGAUUGUCGAUUUCGUUACUAUAACAAUCUUGCUUCCUCUCUUCAUCUUCACAGCUCCCAUUUUUCGUCUACUUGGUGAAGAAGAAGCUAUAGCAAAAGUAGCCAAGAAUAUAGCCCUAUGGUUUAUUGCUUUUAUCUAUAGCCUUGUCUUUGCUGUGACCAUCCAAAUGUACCUACAAGCGCAAUUGAAGAACAUGAUCGUGGCGUGUAUCUGCACUUCCACAUUUGCGAUCCAUGUGCUCUUGUCUUGGAUCUUUGUGAGCAUACUAGACUUGGGAAUACCUGGCGCAAUGGGUGCAUUGGCCAUAUCUUCUUGGUUAGUAGUUCUUGGAGAGUUUGUGUUUGUUUUUGGAGGUUGGUGCCCCCAUUCAUGGAAAGGAUUCACCACUGCCGCCUUCUCUGAUUUAUGGCCUGUUGUAAAGCUCUCAGUAUCCUCAGGCAUAAUGCUUUGCCUAGAGAUAUGGUACAAUUCUGUUUUAAUUCUAGUGGCGGGAUACAUGUCAAAUGCAGAGGUUGCCAUUUCUGCCUUCUCGAUUUGCCUUAAUAUCAGCGCUUGGGAAUUUAUGUUGUGCCUUGGCUUUCUCGGCGCUGCAUGUGUGCGGGUAGCGAACGAAUUGGGAAGAGGAGAUGCUAGAGCUGCAAAGUUUUCAGUUAAAGUUAUAUUGUGUACUUCUGUUCUGUUUGGAUUAAUCUUCUUCGUUCUUUGUUUAAUCUUCGGUCAUGACAUAGCGUACUUGUUUACAAGCAACGAGGAAGUUGCAGCAACUGUUUCCGACCUAUCUGUCCUUCUAGCUUUCACCAUGUUGUUAAAUAGCAUUCAACCGGUACUCACAGGGGUCGCGAUUGGUGCUGGUUUGCAAAGCAUAGUCGCUGGUAUUAACCUUUGUUGCUUUUAUGUGAUUGGAAUUCCGAUUGGAGUUUUGCUUGCAUACGUGGCUGAUCUUGAAGUCAAGGGAAUAUGGAUAGGAAUGACCACGGGGGUGGUAAUGCAAGUUAUUGCACUAGCCUUCAUGGUAUGGAGAACCGAUUGGGAUGAACAGGUGAAUAAGGCAUCUGAACGCCUUGGCCGAUGGUUUUUGAAACCCUCUGAGGAAUCCGAUGAAGUUCUCAAUCACUCUUGAAAUUGAAGAACUAAUAAAGACUUUUCGAAGAGCAUAUCACAUUGUCAUGAAAUGGCAGCUUCAUUUUGAUCCUCCUUGUAGUGAACGAUGUGGUGGAUAAUAAUUAGGCAGAUGUAAGUUGUCAUUCGUUUCCGGCCUAGAAAAUGGAAACUGAAGGCUUGAAAGUUUCGAUUUCAACGAGCUACCGGGCACAAAAGAACUCUCGAGCCUGAGACUUGGGUAGGGAUUGCUUGCUUGCUUGUAAUUUAACAAUGCGAUUGAAGAGUUUGCUGUAAUGUUUUUAUGACAUUUUCAUUUUGCAAAGGUUUUUGUUUGUGAAUCAGAUUUCUCAAGCCUUGAGUAUGCAUUUACUAGUUUUUAGUUGCUUGAAAAUUUCA